GCUCUUUUAGUAUUUGUCUAGCAGGUUUCCCGCCCCGCGGGAAGCCCCACAGUGCGGUGUAAUGAUAGGGCGGUGCGGCGGGCUGGCGGCGCAUGCGCCGUGAGCGGGUGGGGGGAGGUGGCGGUUAGCGUUGAGGGGUAGGGCCCCAUGGCGGCCUCCGCGCAGGUUCCGCCGCCGGCGCUCAGCGCGGAGCAGGCGAAAGUGGUAUUGGCCGAGGUGAUCAAGGCUUUCGGGGCGCCUGAGAACGUGCAGCGCAUGGACGAGGCCCGGGAGAACGCGUGUAACGACAUGGGGAAGAUGCUGCAGUUCCUGUUGCCCGUGGCCACGCAGAUCCAGCAGGACGUGAUCAAGGCCUACGGCUUCAGCAGCGACGGCGAAGGGGUGCUGAAGUUCGCCCGGCUGAUCAAGUCCUACGAGUCGCAGGACCCGGAGAUCGCCAGCAUGUCGGGAAAGUUGAAGGCUAUGUUCCUGCCCCCCAUGACGCUGCCGCCGCACGGGGCUGGCAUUGGCGGGGUGGCCGCGUCGUAACGCCGCCGUCUGGGCUGGUGCUGGUGGUCCCCAGGGCUCCGACCGGAGCCUUCCCUCGUGGCUGGGGUUGUCUGCGCUGCUGCUCAGCCGGCCCCGGGAAACUGAGCGGUUAAACAAGGAAGAUGCUGGUGUGAGACGAACUGGCUUCUUUAUGCAUGUUUGUGUGUGUGGCUGUGAAUAAAAGACUUCUUGAAAGUGCC
Messenger RNA from Numida meleagris (helmeted guineafowl), 728 nucleotides. It is a transcript of the gene C1H12orf57, whose product is annotated as chromosome 1 C12orf57 homolog. Gene Ontology annotation, biological process: post-embryonic development. Bases 148 to 528 code for a protein of 126 amino acids. NCBI's taxonomy places the organism in Eukaryota, Metazoa, Chordata, Aves, Galliformes, Numididae. The record is from RefSeq and is a predicted model, not a curated record. The transcript is spliced from 3 exons.